CAAUAUUUUAUUGGAAAACAAUGAAAUUGAGGAAAUAAUUUCUAAACUACCUAAUGAGAGCCAAUAUGCGUCUGAGACAGCUCACGCUGUAGCAACGUAUAUAGAAGUAGUUGAUGAAUCAAUUGCAACAGAAGAAGUACUUAAUGAUGAAGAGAUCAUUGCAAUGGUUCAAGCUGAGGAAAAUAAGGAGCCAAUUGGUGAAGACGAAGAUGAGGAUAGAGUGCCCGAUCCACCUGUAUCUGCUGCUGAAGUAUGCAAUGCGAUGCAAACCGUUAUUCAUUAUAAAGAACAGGAAAAUGCAGAGUCAAAUCUUACGCCAGUGGAAUUGGGAUUUUUAAGGAGGUUGCUCAAAAAAUAUAAGCACAUAUAUGAGAAAUCAAAAAAACAAACAAAAAUUACUAGUUUUUUUGAUUCUCAAGAUUUGUAUCUCCACAAUUCUAGUUUACAUUUACAUGAUCUAUACCCCAAGAAUCAUAUUUCCAAGACUAUUUCCAAGACUAUCCUCAAGACUAUUCCCAAGACUAUUCUCAAGACUAUUCCCAAGACUAUUCCCAAGACUACUCUGAAGAUUACUCUCAAGACCAUUCCCAAGGCUAUUUCUAAGACUAUUUCCAAGACUAUUCCCAAGACUAUUCCGAAGAUUACUCUCAAAACCAUUCCCAAGGCUAUUCCCAAGGCUAUUCCCAAGACUAUUUCCAAGACUAUUCUCAAGAUUCAUAUUCGCAGGAUUCGUAUCCUCAAGAUUC
Molecule: messenger RNA, 746 nt
Organism: Racocetra fulgida
Lineage: Eukaryota; Fungi; Glomeromycota; Glomeromycetes; Diversisporales; Gigasporaceae
Source: the annotation of a GenBank genome assembly